AUGCUGAAAUUUGGGAAAAAAAGUGGAGCUUUGCUAACCCAAAUAUUGUUUAAUAACACUAAACUUAAUAAAAACAAUCACUAUAUCAAGACUAUAAUAAGCCUAAAAAGAUAUUUUAGAAUUAUAACAGGCCCCUUAGCAUCAGAUAACCUCAAUAUUAAUUCUAUUGAUAAAGAUAAAAAAAAGAAGAUUAUCCUGGACAAUUUUAAAAAUAAUGACACCACUGGUAUCAAUACCGACCAUUCAGAUAGCUUAGCGGAUAUUUAUUAUUUACAAGGCGAUUCCACCCCUGAUACUUUAAUAAGAAGAGGAAAUUUUUUACAUACCACUACAGCGGCAAGGCAACUAGAUACUAUGAAGCUAUACAAUGAGUUAAGGGCGAAUAAUUUUACCCCCUUGCAAAGUAAAACAAUAAUUAAGAUGUUAAUUGAUACACUGAACACCCAGUUUUAUUCAAUUUAUAAUUAUAAAUAUGUGAGAUCGAUGGAAUUGGUUAAUUUAAAAUAUUCGUAUCAGAAAAUUAGUAAUGAUUUGAAAUUUGAAAUCAAAAAUCUACAAGAUUCCCAUUUUUUGAAAACUAGAAUAAACAUAUUAAAUUUAGAUGAAGUUUUGAAAACUUGGGACGAUGAAUUAAAUCAACUAGUUAUCGAAUCUCUAAAAAAUGAAUGCCGAAUUGAAUUCCAAAAUCAUAAAUUGGAAAAUACACUACUGAAUAGACAACAGAAUUUACUAUUAAAGGGCUUACAUAAUAAAAUCGGAACCCAUUUAAUUGGUCAGAUUAAAAGUGAAACUGAACAAUUAAGAUGGUACACUAUGAAAUAUGGUGUUUUAGCGUUGGUAAGCCUAGUGGUUAUGAUUGUUUGCGGUGCCAAUAUAUCUAAAUGGAUAGAAUCUAAUACACAAUCUUCUAAAUCCAAAGAACUUGUAUUAAAAACUGUAAGUAAAGAAGGAGGAGUUGAUCCAGAUAAUGUCAAUACUGUAAAUUUAUUGGAUACUAAUUCUCCGGUGGUUACAGAUCAAGAAGAAGUAGUUCAAUUAUUGGAUAACAACAAAUGA
This is a messenger RNA of Saccharomycodes ludwigii, 1056 nucleotides long. It is a transcript of the gene PUT7, whose product is annotated as Put7p. The record is from RefSeq and is a predicted model, not a curated record. Bases 1 to 1056 code for a protein of 351 amino acids. Gene Ontology annotation, cellular component: mitochondrion. Lineage: Eukaryota; Fungi; Ascomycota; Saccharomycetes; Saccharomycodales; Saccharomycodaceae. The transcript has a single exon.